Messenger RNA from Labeo rohita (rohu), 831 nucleotides. Its product is annotated as hydroxycarboxylic acid receptor 2-like. The record is from RefSeq and is a predicted model, not a curated record. Gene Ontology annotation, molecular function: G protein-coupled receptor activity. NCBI's taxonomy places the organism in Eukaryota, Metazoa, Chordata, Actinopteri, Cypriniformes, Cyprinidae. Gene Ontology annotation, cellular component: membrane. The transcript has a single exon. Gene Ontology annotation, biological process: positive regulation of Rho protein signal transduction; phospholipase C-activating G protein-coupled receptor signaling pathway. The coding region runs from base 1 to 831 and encodes 276 amino acids.
AUGAACUCCACUCCUCUAGAAGCUUCCGCCAACUCCACAACUCCUGCUGUUUAUCAAAUAGGCAAUAUGGAAAUCUGUAUGAUGAGCAUCAAUUUGCUGUUUGGUCUUCCUACACACUCCUAUGUGAUAUGGCUCAUUGUCACAGGAAGAAGAAAUGGAGUCGCAUUAGCGUUCUUCAACCUCAAUCUCUCUGUUUGUGAGAUUGGUAUCUGUCUAGAUUGUUUGUUUUUUGUACUGUCAAAUUGGAUUUCCAAUUUGUCUGCAUUAGCGCUGUUUUUACAAGGACUCGCCAUCACUGGUCGUCCUCUGUUUCAGUGUCUGAUGUGUGUUGAGCGUUACCUGGCAGUGGUUCAUCCUGUAACCUUUCUGAAGUACAAACAUCUCAGAUAUAGAGUGAUCUGCUGCACUGUGGCCUGGAUAAUCACUUUUGGCUCCUGUCUGGUCUGCAUGAUCACAUUAAUGUUGUAUAACAUUAAAGCACAUGCAUUGUUCUUUUCACUGCAGCUCCUUCUUUUCCUCUCCAUCCAGUUGUUUUGUCUUGUGGCUGUUCUCAGAGCUCUGAAGCAGUCAGGACCAGGAGAGAGAGGAAGAGAAAGAGUGGAGGAAAACCACAUGAAGAGAAGAGCGUUUUAUAUCAUUGUAAUAACCACUGUGAAUAUGGUUAUUGUGUAUGUGCCUAUUAUUAUGUCGGGAUUAUUUACAGUUUUGACAAAAGAAUAUAUUUCAGCAUUUUGGUUCCCUGGUUUGAUUUGUUAUGUACUGGCUAGUUUUGUUCAGCCUAUUCUUUAUCUGCACCUGAAUCGAAAACUUUUCAGCUUUUGUUCUAUGUAA